UCGCGACCCAAGACAAUCAAGGGCUCGUGGACGGCCGCAGAGGACGCCAAACUGGUCGAGCUCGUCGACGAGUUCGGGUCCGAGAAGUGGGUCAUCAUCUCGUCGCAGAUGGGCUCGAGGUCGGGCAAGCAGUGUCGCGAGCGGUGGCACAACCACCUCAACCCGAACAUCAAGAAGAGCGACUGGUCGCCCGAGGAGGACGCCCUCAUCCGCGACCUGCACGCCAAGAUUGGGCCUAGGUGGGCCGAGAUGGCCAAGCACCUUCCCGGCAGGCCCGACAACUCGAUCAAGAACUACUGGAACGCCCGACAAGCUCGCGAGAAGCGCGACCGGUCCAAGAGCAUGAGCCGGCCCGCUCUCGUUCGACCCGUCGGCGCAGCACGUCGCGUUCGAGACGGGCCAAGCAGGCGUCGCCGGCCCGUACAUCCAUCCGGCGCACCUGACGACGCUGGACGAGACGUUCGCCUACUCGGCGUCGCAGGACUCGACGCCGCUCGUCGGCAGCAGCAGCGGCGGGUUUGACCCGUACUCGAUGUUCGACUCGUCGCAGGGCGUCGACGAUGGGUCGUGCACGCCGGGCAGUGCGCCGUCGAGCGUCGCGGCGAGCCCGCACGAGAGCACGAUGGGCGUCACGGUCGACACGGUGACGGGGCUCGUCUACUCGGCGGGCCCGUCGACGGCCGGGUCGCACAGCGAGGUGCACCCGUCGUUCGGCGCGUUCGGCUCGGCGGCGGCGGGCGGUGGCGGCGACGGUGGGCCCGAGACCGCCUACCUGGGCUCGAGCGCGACGAGCGCCGGGCUCAGCCAGCAGUCGAGCUUUGCGCCGGCCGACGACGGCGUCUACGCGUUCGACCCGUCGCUCGGCUCUGCGCCGACGCCGAUGGAGGGCACGGCGGCGCGUCCGAGCCUCGCACGGCAGCACACGGCGCCCGCCGCGUUCGCCUUCCCGCCGCCACGUCAGCCCCUCGUCGCCGCACCGAUGCGCCGCCCGAUGCCUCUCCAGCUCCCUUCCUCGUCAUCCUCGUCGUCCCUCGGCUCGCGCUCGUCGCACAGCCAUCGCCACACGCCGUCCC
This is a messenger RNA of Rhodotorula graminis WP1, 1073 nucleotides long. RefSeq lists its product as uncharacterized. Lineage: Eukaryota; Fungi; Basidiomycota; Microbotryomycetes; Sporidiobolales; Sporidiobolaceae. The record is from RefSeq and is a predicted model, not a curated record. The transcript has 5 exons. The annotation marks the transcript as partial.